AUGACUACAGCAGGAAUAGUAAUGAUCCUAUACCAUCCAUGCAGUCGUCGGCCUGUUUUGCACCAGCCGUAUGAAGAAUUUGGAAUCAACAACGCUGCUUCGCCCACUAUGGUUGACUCCACGCCAUGGAAACCAUUCAAAACUCGAGGCGAUUAUCUUUUUGCAGAGAUCGCCCUUGAUGCUGGAUUGAACAAGACUCAAGUCAAUGGAUUAUUGGAACUUUUCCUUCUUGUAACCAAAGGAGCCGAAUUAACACCUUUCACCAAGCACGUCAUCUCUGCGCCAUACAAGGGCAAGGAGAUGGAGUUUGAGGUUCAUACUCGGCCAGUCUGGGACUGGGCUCUUGACCUGCUCACUGACCCACAAUUAGCCCCACACUUUGUCUGGGAUGCUGAAUGGGUUUACAAACACAAUGGGGAAGAGUAUGAACGCUUUUAUGGUGAGCCUUGGACAUGUGAUCGCUGGUGGGACAUACAGUCUCAGCUUCCUGCUGAUGUUGAAAAUGCCAUACCAUUCUGUUUUAUAUUGUAUGCUGACAAGACAAGGCUUUCGUCUCACGGCACUGUGAAAGGGUACCCUGUAGUUGUUCGGUGUGCUAAUCUCCCUGUAGACAUCCGGAAUUCUGAGUCUAGCUGGCUUCCGAUUAUCCCAGAGGAUGCAGCUGAGGAAGGUAAACUUGGCUAUACAACUUUGAAAUGUGUUGUUUGGCAUGAAAGUGCCAUCAAAUUAUUCAAGGCCAUGGUUCACUUCUCAGCAACUGGCUUUCAGCAUAGGUGUUGGGACGAGAUUAUACAGUAUCUUUUCCCAUUGUUUUUGAUACUAUCUGCGGACUAUGAGGAACAAUGUAUGAUGUCUUUAAUUCAAGGUCAGAAUGGCAAGGCUCCAUGCCCUAUAUGCCUUGUGCCACUUGAAUUACUCCACGACAUUUCUAAGACUUUUGCUCUUCACAAUGCAGGGCAAGGAGAGGAAGCAUUGCGAGUUUACAACGAUUGUAAGGCCGCUGGUGAAGCAAUUCUCAAGAAGCUUGGUCUGUGUCCUGUACCCAAUGUCUUUUGGCAUAUCAGGUACUCUGACCCUCACUUGGCACUGAGUUUUGAUCGCUUGCACUAUCUGAAGAUCAUUUUGAGGUACCUUGGACGUGAUGCAGAAGCAAUGGUUGAACAACUUACAAAGGAGUUUCCAUGCUGGCAGAAACUGUUUCAGUUUCACAGCCAUCCUCAAGUUUUUUAUCCUGCAUUAAGUAUCCUUACGAAGGCAGCAUGUCCCGAGGGAUAUCUCCUUCUUGGCCUUAUCAGCAGCUAUCUACAACUUGAUAGUCUGAUCGGCCUCGACAUCCAAACCGAUCGCACACUCUCUGCCAUUGAAACUGAGCUUCUUGUUUUCAAUGAAAGGCUACAGGCAUACAAAGAGUGCGCAAUGAACUCUUCCAUCCCAGGUCUCAAGGUAGAUUGGGACUUUCCGAAGGUGCACCUGUGGAAACACGUGGUGCGUGAUAUACGAGAAAAGGGGGCAGUGCGAAACUACAGUACUCGCCCCAACGAAAAAAUGCAUGGCCCUCUAAAGGAAGCUUAUCAAGAUCACUCAAAUGGUAGGGAUGUUGCUGGACAGAUUCUUCAUGUUGACCAACAUAUCCUUGCAUGCAGGCUCCUACAUACUCAAGUGGGGAUGAUAACGACAAUAACGACAAUAACAACGAUAGUGUCCUCGAAACUGGGCUUUGAGGGACAUUGCAAGCUUGGGUCACCGUGCAAGCCCACCACCAUCCAGGGGAUCGAAGUGGAACGUGAUCGUGAAGACAAAGCAUACCUGAGACUUCAAAGAAAGUUCACUGACUAUAUCAACAAAUUUCUGCCUUCAAUUGGGCACAAGCUAAAAAAGUGGGUUACCAUCCCAGCUGAUUUUAAUAUAUAUGAGUACCACUACCUCAAAGUCAACUACGAGUCUUGUUUCUUCGGCACUCCUUGCUAUGACUGUGCAUACAUGCAACUCACAUCAACACAAACAGCCUUUGUUCGCUUGAUAACCUUUUUUACAUGUCAAAUCCACAGCUAUGGAGAACUUCAGCUCGCUCUCAUUCAGCCUUAUACUGCAAGUGCUGUGCCUAGAAGCGAUUCCAUGUUUAUUCCAUUAGUUUCGAUCAUUCGAGGUGCACUCUUGUUCCCUGACCCGAAGAAAAAGGAUGAAUUUCUUGUGGUAGACCAUGUCGAUGGUGACAUGUUUCUUUGA
Pisolithus orientalis is the source of this 2226-nucleotide messenger RNA. RefSeq lists its product as uncharacterized. The transcript has 18 exons. Bases 1 to 2226 code for a protein of 741 amino acids. The record is from RefSeq and is a predicted model, not a curated record. NCBI's taxonomy places the organism in Eukaryota, Fungi, Basidiomycota, Agaricomycetes, Boletales, Pisolithaceae.